AUGAAAAGCGUAGUCAAAGUUGUGUUCUUCGGUGCAUUUUUAACAUAUAUUUCAGCCAAGCAAAUUCAAUUUUUCCGAAAAGAUUACACUUAUAAUGAAACAUUCGAUGCCUUCUAUAAACUGCAUUGGAAUUACAAAGUGUUUACAUGGGACGACGCCUUCCUCGCAUGCGAUGACGAAGGAGCUUCGCUUUUCUACCCUAAAAAUACAGAAGAGUUGCAUUUAAUUAGAAAAUUAGCUAUGGAAGUGGCAAGAAGCCAUAAUGACAGUGUAACAGAUAUUUUCCUCGGUCUACACGACAAAUACGGUUUGGGAGAAUUUGUCACUGUUGAUGGACUGCCAACUGAGUCUUCCUUGUCUGUGAGCGAACCAACGGGUAACAUCAGAUUUAUUUCAGGCUAUUGUGUACUCAUGAACAUCCUCAAAGGAUCUUAUCGAGUAGGACCUUGUGCAAGGAAAGAUCUACAGGAUGGUUUGAAUUUCGUUUGUAAAAAGACUAACAGCGUAAUGUGUCCGACUGUUGAUCUAGAAUAUAAGCACGCAAAAUCUUUAAGAAAAUGUUAUAAAAUCAAUCGAAGACAAAAAACGUGGGAUGAAGCGUACCGAACAUGUUAUAUGGAAGGAGGUAUACUAACAAUCAUGCAAAACGAAAAUGAAGCACGCUGGUUACAGGAUUUCCUACAACGCAACGCGCAUAACGAGGAUAGGUUUCAUGUUGGUACUCACAGCGUUACGCCAGGAGGCGAAAUUUACACCAUUAAAGGUCAAAAAUUGGAUACUGUAUAUCAAUACCCGUACGGCGAUAACGACCGCGAGUUUGACUGCGGAGCUAUUAUUAAAUCUUCUGGUUCGCAGAUUUAUACCACCACUACUGAUUGUAAUAAAUUCUUACCCUUCAUUUGUGAAAUUGAAAUAACCAAUAUAUAA
Messenger RNA from Arctia plantaginis, 927 nucleotides. The record is from the annotation of a GenBank genome assembly. Lineage: Eukaryota; Metazoa; Arthropoda; Insecta; Lepidoptera; Erebidae.